AUGGCUAUAAUUUCUGCGUCAGCACCAAGAGGGGCUCGAUUCUCUUGGUUGAAUAACAAUCCACACACUCCUCCUCUUCCUCAGUUGCCAAUUCCAAGCAGGAGAACAAGUAAGCUCAAUUUUCGGUCAAAGACUUUUGCCCGAUAUGCUCAGACACAGCAGGAUCUUUUCUCUUCUCGUCUCCAAGAUAGUAUUGAAAUCUUACCCAAACUGGUGGAGGAUAUUGUUCAGACAUCUAUCAAUACCGGUCCACGUGGGGCCCUAAGGCUGGCUCAAGGCAUUCAAGCAUUUCUUGGAGUUGGUGGCGUGUGGCUGGCAGAUGUAUCAAAGGAUUUGGACACUGAAUUAAACAGUGCAACUGCCAGAGAUACUACUACAAAUGCAACUGCUGUCUCUGCCAAUGUAGUUGUUGAUGAGAGGCAGAUGAAUUCACCUUUUCUUGAUGUGAAAGUUUCUGAAGUAGUUGGUAAGGAUGAUUACAAAUACCUCGAAUCGGAUGGGGAAGUCCAAUCUCGGAACCACAAGAGAGUGGUGGCUGCUCGAGGAAAAGCGAAUUCGGAAAGGAACGGUGUGGAUUUUGAUAGUGAUGAAGAGAACAACGGGAACGGAGAAGGAGGAGAAGAAGAAGAUCAGGAGCCAUUCGAUUGGGAAAAGGAGAUGAGGAAGAGAGUGAAGGAGAUAGAAGAGAGAAGAGAGUUGGAGAAGAAAGCUGAAGAAUUGCAGAGCAGAAUAUUGGAUGAUAAUAGCCUGGAAGAAAAAGAAGAGAGUGAGGAAGAGAAGAAGGAGAGAGUGAGAAAAGAGCUCAAUAAGGUAGCCAUGGAACAGGCAGAGAGAAGAGCGACGGCUGAAUUGAUGUUUGAAUUAGGGCAAAAAGCUUACGGAAAAGGCAUGUAUGGAAGGGCUAUUGAGUUCCUUGAAGCCUCCCUUACAAUCAUUCCAAGGUCAACACUGUUUGGUGGUGAGAUACAAAUAUGGUUGGCUAUGGCUUAUGAGGCUAAUAAUCGCCAUGCUGACUGCAUUGCUCUUUACAAGCAAUUGGAAAUGAAGCACCCCAGUGUUAGCAUUCAACGUCAAGCUGCAAAUCUUCGCUAUAUAUUGCAAGCACCUAAGCUUAAGAUAUCCCAGGAGGAGAUGGUUACCAUUCCACUCAUUGGUUCAACGUAUGACAGGUUAUAG
Messenger RNA from Dovyalis caffra, 1176 nucleotides. The record is from the annotation of a GenBank genome assembly. NCBI's taxonomy places the organism in Eukaryota, Viridiplantae, Streptophyta, Magnoliopsida, Malpighiales, Salicaceae.